AUGACAACGGCGGGCAUAGUGCUGACGUGGACGUCUCCGGCGCUGCCGAAGCUGCCGCAGCUGACGGCGUCGGAGGCGGCGUGGGUGGGCUCCCUGGCGUCGCUAGGCGCCGCCGUGGGGCCCUGGCUGGGCGGCUGGCUCUCCGACCGCGUGGGUCGGCGCAACACGGUGCUGCUGGCCGAGCUGCCCAUCGCCGCCAGCUGGCUGGCGCUACUCUUCUGCGAGUUCCAGCCCACGUGGCUGUGCGUCGUGCGCUUCGUGUCCGGCCUCGGCGUCGGACUCAUCUUCGCCGCCAUGCCAGCAUACGCUGCUGAAGUCUCACAGGCGGACGUGAGGGGAGGCCUGUGCUCGCUGAUCCAGGCGUCCAACACGCUGGGCUUCAUGAUCGACUACUGCGUGGGCCCGUUCGUGUCGUACGCGACUCUGGCGAUCAUCGGGCUGGCGUCGCCGCUGGUGGCCGUGGCGUGCUUCGCCUGGAUGCCCGAGUCGCCCUACUACCUGCUGGCCGUGGGGAAGGACGCCGCCGCCGAGAAGGCGCUGCGCUGGCUGCGGGACCCGGACCGCGACGUCGCCUCGGAGCUGCGCGAGAUGAAGAAAGCUGUGGAGGACUCCAAGGUGAACGAGGCGUCGGUGCUGGACCUGUUCCGGUCCCGCAGGUGCCGCCGCGCGCUGGCCAUCUCUCUGGGCGUGGUCUGCGCCGAGCAGCUGGCCGGCAUCAACGCGGUGCUCUUCUACACGCAGAGCAUCUUCAUCGCGGCGGGCGGCGCCGUCAGCGACAGCGUGGCUCCCAUCAUCAUCAACGGCAUCAUGCUCGUGGAGGCGUGCAUCGUGCCCUUCCUGGUGGAUCGCGUCGGCCGCAGAUUCCUGCUGAUCUUCUCUUCCAGCGGCAUGUCUUUCGCUCUGCUGUGUCUGGGCGUCUACUUCUACCUCCGUGAGACCGGGAAGUACGUAGGCAACAUCGGAUGGGUUCCCGUCGUCUCUCUGAUUCUCUACAUCGUCGUCUAUACGCCAGGUUACGGCUGUCUUCCUUACACGGUCACUGGCGAAGUCUUCCCGCCGAAUGCAAAGUCCGUGGCGAUGCCAAUGGCCGCUUUCGUGACGUGGUUCACGUCCUUCCUGGUCACCAGAUUCUUCGGGGACAUCGUCGCCGUCGUUGGGAACUACGGCCCGUUUUUCGUCUUCUCCGGGUGUGCACUCCUCGCUUCGUUCUACGUGUACUUCCUAGUGCCCGAAACAAAUGGGAAGACUUUAGAAGAAAUACAGGAUAUGCUCGGCGAGGAAUAA
Schistocerca americana (American grasshopper) is the source of this 1284-nucleotide messenger RNA. Its product is annotated as facilitated trehalose transporter Tret1-like. Gene Ontology annotation, molecular function: transmembrane transporter activity. Bases 1 to 1284 code for a protein of 427 amino acids. Gene Ontology annotation, biological process: transmembrane transport. Lineage: Eukaryota; Metazoa; Arthropoda; Insecta; Orthoptera; Acrididae. Gene Ontology annotation, cellular component: membrane. The transcript has 5 exons. The record is from RefSeq and is a predicted model, not a curated record.